GUUCAUCGAGCGGCACGCACUUGCUACUAUUUAUCGCAACUAGGUUUUAGUUUUUCCACUUCUCACUUAAUAGGAUAUGUCAUAUAACCCCUAAAACCUCGCUCGACCAUUUUGCAGCUCUUCUGAUAAGAACAAAUACCCGGCGCAACCGUUUCAUCCUCGAACCAGGAUUAGCAGUAGAUUUCGAAUUGAAAUCGAUUCUGCAGCCGGAGAAGUCAAGAAUUUUCUGAGCACCGUAUUCUUAGAGAGCCAGCAUGCAUGCUUGUGGUGGAUCUGGAAUGAUCAAUUCUAUCCAACAGCCUGUUGGGGCUAAGCUAUCGGUGAUUCCUUCAAAAUGGAUUGGUCUGAGUGGAUGCUCAAAUCAUGUGAAAAUGAGUUCAGUGAAGCCUUGUUGGUCAUCUCAUCUUGAAGGGAGCUUAGUCACUGGGAGGCCACCCUCUUCUGUGUCUGUUCCUAUCCCUGAAAAUGCAGGAAGCAGCUUUGCAGACCAUGGCUUGAGCGAAGUUGAUGCUGAAGUUCGCUCCAUUAUUGACAAAGAGAAGAACCGUCAAUUUAGAAGCUUGGAACUUAUUGCUUCAGAGAAUUUCACAUCCCGAGCUGUGAUGGAAGCAGUUGGUUCUUGCCUCACUAACAAAUAUUCUGAAGGGUUACCUGGCAAAAGAUAUUAUGGUGGCAAUGAGCACAUUGAUGAACUUGAGACUCUUUGUCAAGAGAGGGCUCUCGCAGCUUUUAAUUUGGAUGGAGGAAAGUGGGGCGUAAAUGUCCAGCCAUUAUCUGGUUCUCCUGCUAAUUUUGAGGUUUACACUGCAGUUCUUAAGCCACAUGACCGCAUAAUGGGCUUGGAUUUACCUCAUGGCGGACACUUGUCACAUGGGUUCAUGACUGCCAAGCGACGGGUAUCAGGCACAUCUAUUUAUUUCGAAUCCAUGCCUUAUCGACUGGAUGAAUCUACAGGCCUUGUUGACUACGACAUGCUUGAGAAAACAGCUAUCCUCUUCCGUCCUAAGCUUAUAAUUGCUGGUGCUAGUGCUUAUCCUCGAGAUUUCGACUAUCCCCGUAUGAGAAAGAUUGCAGAUGCUGUUGGUGCUUUUCUUAUGAUGGAUAUGGCCCAUAUUAGUGGACUUGUUUCUGCUUCUGUUGUUGCCGAUCCUUUUGAGUACUGUGACAUUGUAACAACUACAACCCAUAAGUCUCUCAGGGGACCUCGAGGUGGCAUGAUCUUUUUCAAGAAGGAGCCUGUUCUUGGAGUUGAGUUAGAAUCUGCAAUCAAUAAUGCUGUUUUUCCAGGUUUACAGGGAGGCCCACAUAAUCACACUAUCGGAGGCCUUGCUGUUUGUCUGAAGCAUGCCAAAUCUCCGGAGUUUAAGGCUUAUCAGCAGAGGGUGGUUUCUAAUUGUAGAGCUCUUGCGAGUCGACUUGUGGAGUUGGGAUACAAAUUGGUCUCUGGAGGGAGCGAUAACCAUUUGGUUCUUGUUGAUCUCCGCCCCCUAGGCCUUGAUGGCGCUAGAGUGGAAAAGAUUCUUGAUAUGGCAUCCAUAACCCUCAACAAAAACUCGGUUCCUGGUGACAAAAGUGCACUAGUACCUGGUGGCAUUCGCAUUGGUUCACCAGCCAUGACUACGCGAUGCUUUAGCGAAAAAGAAUUCAUUGCAGUUGCAGAUUUUAUUCACGAAGGUGUGCAGAUUACUUCAGACGCAAAGAAGUCUGUUUCAGGCUCUAAGCUCCAAGAUUUUAUGAAAGUUGUGACUUCUCCGAACUUUCCGUUGAUGGAUCGGGUUUUGGAUCUGCAAAGAAGAGUGGAGGCAUUGACCACCCAAUUCCCAAUACCUGGCUUGUGAGUCUGAUUGGAAGGAAGCGAAAAGACGUCAGAGCCUAAUAUAAUAUAUAAAGGACGCAAAUAUUUGCUAGUUUAGACAUCUGUUACUUCUUUUAGAAGUGAAGAGGAUGAAACAAUUUUUCGUACUGGCUUCGGUUUGCAUGUUGUGUAUUAUGUUUCUGCAUCUUUGAUGCAAAUUUUUGCGAGGAAAAUUGGCAAUUUCGACUUUAUUAAUUCCCGCGCGUAGCUCUUCUGCCGUAAUUGAAAA
Molecule: messenger RNA, 2084 nt
Organism: Erythranthe guttata (spotted monkey flower)
Lineage: Eukaryota; Viridiplantae; Streptophyta; Magnoliopsida; Lamiales; Phrymaceae
Gene: SHM3
Product: serine hydroxymethyltransferase 3
Biological process (GO): tetrahydrofolate interconversion
Cellular component (GO): cytoplasm; mitochondrion
Molecular function (GO): pyridoxal phosphate binding; glycine hydroxymethyltransferase activity
Source: RefSeq, a predicted model, not a curated record